Messenger RNA from Cajanus cajan (pigeon pea), 1125 nucleotides. RefSeq names its product short-chain dehydrogenase/reductase 1. The record is from RefSeq and is a predicted model, not a curated record. NCBI's taxonomy places the organism in Eukaryota, Viridiplantae, Streptophyta, Magnoliopsida, Fabales, Fabaceae. Gene Ontology annotation, cellular component: membrane. Gene Ontology annotation, molecular function: oxidoreductase activity, acting on the CH-OH group of donors, NAD or NADP as acceptor.
AUGACAACCAUAACACUUUUGCAUUGUAACAAGAUACACAUCACAAUUCAGAGUGAAGAUGGGAGAAGAUGGUGAAAGGUAUGCAGUUGUGACAGGUGCAAAUAAAGGAAUUGGAUUGGAGAUAGUUAGGCAAUUAGCUUCAGCUGGAAUCAAGGUGGUUCUGACAGCAAGAAAUGAGGAAAGGGGUCUCCAAGCACUGCAGACACUCCAAGCCUCUGGUCUUUCUCACCUUGUUCUCUUUCAUCAACUGGAUGUGGCUGAUGCUACAAGUGCAGCUUCUCUUGCUCAUUUCAUCAAAUCUAAAUUUGGAAAACUUGAUAUUCUGGUUAACAAUGCAGGGAUUAGUGGAACUGGAAUUAAAAACACUGAUUUAUUCCAAGGAGUCCUGCAGAAUCGUUUGGCGAAUUUGGUUAACAAUGCAAGGAUUAGUGGAACUGAAAUUAAAAACACUGAUUUACUCCGAGGAGUCCAGCAGAAUCGUUUGGCGAAUUUGGGAGUAUCAAAAGAUGAUAGGGAAAGGGCAAUAACCCAAACAUAUGAGUUAGCUGAAGAAUGCUUGAAAAUAAAUUACUAUGGGGCUAAAAUAGUAGUAGAAUCCCUUAUGCCCCUACUCCAGUUAUCCGAUUCACCAAGAAUUGUGAAUGUAUCAUCCACUUUGGGGAUAUUAGAGAAUUUCCCAAAAGGAUCAUGGGCUAAAAGAGUGUUGAGUGAUGUUGAUAAUCUUAGUGAAGAGAAAGUGGAUGAAAUAUUGAACAAGUUUCUAAGAUAUUUCCAAGAAGGUUCAUUAGAAAGUAAUGGAUGGCCUACGUCUGCCUAUAGUGUCUCGAAAGCUGCAAUGAAUGGCUAUACUAGAAUCCUUGCUAAGAAAUAUCCUUCAUUUUGCAUCAAUAGUGUUUGCCCUGGUUAUGUCAAAACAGAUAUAACUGCAAACACUGGCAUCUUAACAGUUGAAGAAGGUGCUGCUAGUCCUGUGAGGCUAGCAUUGCUUCCUAAUGGUAGUCCAUCUGGCCUCUUCUAUUACCGGACUGACGUGGCUUCCUUUUGAUUUGUAAUAUGCAAUUUUAUGGUUUGAGAACAAACUACAUUUAUCUUGCUUUUCAAUUUAUCACUCUACAUUGCACACCA